Messenger RNA from Vidua macroura (Pin-tailed whydah), 2686 nucleotides. It is a transcript of the gene WDR73, whose product is annotated as WD repeat domain 73. Gene Ontology annotation, molecular function: protein binding. Gene Ontology annotation, cellular component: spindle pole; cytosol. The record is from RefSeq and is a predicted model, not a curated record. The coding region runs from base 27 to 1235 and encodes 402 amino acids. The transcript is spliced from 10 exons. NCBI's taxonomy places the organism in Eukaryota, Metazoa, Chordata, Aves, Passeriformes, Viduidae. Gene Ontology annotation, biological process: cytoplasmic microtubule organization.
AGCGCGCCGGGCGGGCGGGCGUUGCCAUGGAGGCGGCGGACGAGUGGCUGUUGCUGUCGCUGCGACUGUACCGCGACCUGCACACCUUCGAACUCCAGGCACCCACCCGCCUCAUCGAAUGGGCCCGCGGGAACCAUGUCUGUGUGGCCGGGUAUGGACAGUCUGAUGGGAACGAGAUCUUGCAGCUGAUCCCACCACCAACGCUGCUGACAAAGGAGACCCAGGGCCUGUGUCCAGAGAGAGAUUUCAAGGUAGAAUGUGGUGGAUUUUCAGAGCGCCCAGUGUACAGCCUGAAAUAUGUGCCGGACACCAGCUUGCUGGUAACAAGUGGCCCACCCAACAGCUCCCUCCAGGUCUGGCAGGUAUCAGCAGAGGACUCUGAUCUUAUUAAAUCUGUAAGCACCAUAGCAACAGAAAAUGGCACUGAGCAAUCCUGGGCUAAAAUUGCCACCAUUUCAGCCAGAGCCCCAUGGGUCCUUCAUGGCUCAAGACUUGACAGAGUCCAAAUUACAGAGGUUGAAUCAAGGAAAAAUGUCUACACAGCAGGUAUUCAAGCUUCCAGAGGCAGUGAGGAGCUCAGCAACCUAGCCUUCCUGGACUGCAACACGCUGCUUCUGUGCUGUGCCACAGGCCGGCUGUGCCUGGCUGACAUCCGACAGCCACAGGGUCUCAUGGAGACCAUGUCAGUGCCCUCGGCGCCAUGCAGUGAGCAGUGGUGCAUGGGCACCAGGCCUGGAGCUCAGGGCUUGGAGCCAAGCUCCCAGCCCGUGGCUCGCCUCUCAAGCAGGGGACUCCUAACCCUGACAGACCUCAGGAAAACCUCUGAGUUCUUGGCCUUGGCAAAGGCCAAAGUCCCCUCUUCUGGUUCAGGUGCAGAAUUCCUGUGUGUCUCCUGGGCUCCUGCUCUGGAGGGCUACCUUGCCAUUUCAGGUUUUGAUGGCACCGUGCAUGUGUAUGACACACAGAGCUGGGACAGCUCUGGCAGGGAAGCAGAGCCCAUCUUCGUUCACAAAGGCCACACAUUUGGUGGAGCAGGUGGCAGCAGGGACCCUCCCCUGGUCACUGUGCACACGUGGCAUCUGCAGAAACCCAGAACUUUGUUGUCAGCAGCGAGUGAUGCUUCCUUGCAUGUCUGGGACUGGGUUCAGCCCUGUGGAAAGUGUGGCCUUCAGAUGAGAGCUGUGCCUGUGGUUCUGACUGUGGCUACUGGCAGAGAACAUCCUGCUGUUGUUUGAUCAUAGGCUUGUGUCAUGUCUGCAGAAAGGGAGAGGAGCAAAAAGGAGAGACUUGACAAGGACCUGGAGUGACAGGACAAGGAAUGGCUUCACACUGACAAAGGACAGGGUUAGAUGGGCUAUUGGGAAGAAAUUCUUCCCUGUGAGGGUGGGGAGGUCCUGGCACAGGUUGCUCAGAGAAGCUGCUGCUGCCUCAUUCCUGGAUGUGCCCAAGGCCAAGCUGGAUGGAUCUUUCAGCAACCUGGUCUAGUGGAAGGUGUCCCUGCCCUUGGCAGGGAGUUGGGAAUGGAUGAGCUUUGAGGUCCCUUCCAAAUCAAACCAUUCUCAGAUUUCAUGAAAAAAAAAAACAGGAAUUUGAGGAAACAGGCUCUUUUGUGGGAUGUUUACCCAUUGUAUUCCAGGCCCAGAGCACCAAGGGGAAGCUGCACCCCCCAAGGGGUGUUGACAUUUAUGAAGGCUAUACUUCAAGAGCACCUGGGGAAACCUUACACUGGACAAGCCAUGUGAGCACUUCUGCUUGUCCCAAAACUCCACGUGGCAGCAUGUGAAGCAGGGGCAACAUGUCCUGCCCAAGGCUGGGGAUGUUAAUGUUUUGUCACUUACUAAAGGCAUGGAUCUGUGUCACCACCAAUCAACAAAAGGAAAAGCCUGUUUGAGUCCUAGAGAAGCUGAGCUCUCCUGCAGGAGUGCCUGAGCAUCCUUUCUGCUUCCAGGGGUCCACAGCAAAACCAAUCCAGUUGAGCCAGAGCUGAACUGGGGGAAAUGGGUUCUGAUCAAGAGCCUGGGAGCAUUUCUGCCCCAGUGCAGGCAGCAGGGAGGGCUCCUGGCUCUCUAGUCUCUUCAUCUGCUCUUGAGUCAGUUCCUUCCGGCUGUGGUAGAGCUGAGUGUGCCCUUCCCCUGCACCAAGACCUGCAGGUUUCUGCGUUUAGGAGGUGGCCUUUCUGCCCCAUGACUCGGACCUGUAGCAGCCCUAGGAAGGGCAGUGUGUAUAGUACACAGACAUGAAGGGCUCCCGGAGAGGGAUCUUGGAGCUCAGUGGGUUUUCCUCAAGCACCCCUGGGAGCAGACAAUUAGGCAGAAGUGCACUCAGAUUGUGCAGCUCCUCCUUCCUGGGGGAAACACCCACAGUGGGAGUGUCUCACCUUGGAGAGGUGAGCUCUAAGGCAGAGAGACCACUGGAGCCUUCCCAAUACCCCAGCUACCUCUUCCUGACUGCCCCCUUUGCCAGGACAUGUGGAGGAGCUGACCCCCAUCCCUAUCACAGUGAUGUAGAUAGUGCAGUGAGGACAGGGAACCGAAUUUGCUUGGCUUUCAAAAUGGGGCUUAAGCAAUAGUUCAGUUUGUACCCAUCUGAACUUCCCUUUUUUUUUUCCUAAAAUAACUUAAGCCUUCUUGUCCAGCUUGAACCAGAUUUGACAGAGGACUGGAGAUAUAAAAAUAUUAAGUACUCA